AUGAAAACUCCAAGAGUGGAAGAAAAAGUUAUUGAAGAAGCUUUGAACCAAACGGGUUUCGGCAAGUUCAAUUACAAAGUAUUAAUAGUUGCGAUAAUAAUAACAAUAAAUUCCGGAAUAAGUUUUGAAAAUAUAAGUCUGAUAAUGCCAGCAGCAAGUUGUGAUUACAAAAUGUCAACGAUUGCACAAGAUCAUAUUGCAACUAGUUCACUGUGUGGACUGGCACUCGGGACUUAUUUCUGGGCGUUGAUCGCAGAAAUUAAGGGUCGGAAGUUAAGUCUGAUUGUUGGAUUACUAUUAGACGGCGGCGCUAAUGUUAUUGCUUCUGUUAUUUCUAAUUACUAUGGAUUUAUUAUUUGUAAAUUUUUUAACGGCGUCGGUCAAGGUCCACAAUUUACAGUACUCUUUACUUACCUCGCGGAAUUUUCACCGGAAAAAUACCGAGACAAAUUACUUUCCUGGUUGGAGUUACCAGUUAUUUUAGGAGCAAUUAUAUGUGCAGGUAUCGGCUGGCUUAUAAUUCCAAUGGAAUUUACCUACAUAACUUCAAAUAUUUUUUUCUUCAACCCUUGGAACUUGUAUAACUUGGUUUGUUCAAUGGUAGCGCUUUUAUCAGCAUUUUUGGUGACAUUUCUGCCAGAAACUCCAAAGUAUCUCGCGGAAACUGGACAGUAUACAAAAUUGAUGGACGUCCUUUCACGAAUGUUCAGAGAAAAUACUGGAGGAACAGAUAAGGAAUACAUCGAACGCUUGAAAAAAUUGCAACUCCCAGAGGUUAAUGACUUGCUAGUAAAAGUAAAAUCAUCGACGAACGAAUGCAAAGAUAAAUCAAGUUUCGUAAAAUCGUUCCUCAAGUUCAUUAAGCAAGUAAAAGAAAUAAUGAAGCCACCUUAUCUGAAUAGAACAUUAAUUGUCUGUGUAGCAAUGUAUGGAACUACGUACUCUAUUUUUGUAGUUAUGUUGUGGACUCCAGAAAUUUUUGACAGGUUUGCAAUCUUUGAAGAAAAAUAUCCGAAUAUGAGUGCAAGUAUUUGCGUUAUUUCAGAAAAACUUUAUUCAAAAGAUGCAACACAGGAUAAUGUUUUCAACCCUGAAAACUGUCCGUCUAAAUUAGACUCGACUGUUUUCUCACACACUAUAAUAUUAAGCCUCGCAGCUCUUCCAGGUGGAUUAUGGUUACCCCUGUUCAUUGACAAGUUUGGAUACAAAUUCAACUUUAUUCUAGCUUCAGUGAUGUCUUGUUUAUUGUAUAUAGGACUAUUAUUUGUCCGAAAUUCAUCCCAAAAUCUUAUCCUUACAUGUCUGAUCGACGCACUGUCAUUUGGAGAUAGUGUUAUUUAUUAUAUGCUAGUCAAUUUAUAUCCAACGCAUCUCAGGGUUAUUGCGGCGAAUUUGGUUGCUUUUGUUGGACAUGUUGGAGGAAUGCUAAGCAUUAUUGUGGUUGGCUAUUUAAUAGAUGAUUAUUGCGUACUGCUAAUCGUAAUGAUAAGUGUCCAUGUUGGAGUGGCCGCUGUUUUUGGAUUUUUUAUUCCCAAAGGUCUACCGACAUAA
This is a messenger RNA of Cotesia congregata, 1551 nucleotides long. The record is from the annotation of a GenBank genome assembly. NCBI's taxonomy places the organism in Eukaryota, Metazoa, Arthropoda, Insecta, Hymenoptera, Braconidae.